Molecule: messenger RNA, 2277 nt
Organism: Canariomyces notabilis
Lineage: Eukaryota; Fungi; Ascomycota; Sordariomycetes; Sordariales; Chaetomiaceae
Exons: 2
Coding region: 1-2277 (758 amino acids)
Biological process (GO): cristae formation
Source: RefSeq, a predicted model, not a curated record
AUGGACGUCAGAUCGCGUCGCAUUCCGUCUACUGCCCUUGACGACGCGGCAUCUAUCCGUUCCAGGAAUUAUCAUGGAAUCGCUCAUCACCUGCGACCCGUCGAAUCGCGCUACUCUCUUCGUGAGCAGUUCGCAGCAACGCGGAGGGAAUAUGAAUUUGGCUUCGACGACGCUUCUUCGAUCCUGGAACGGUCCAUCUAUCCAAGUGAUGAGCUCGGUGACACGGUCGUCGUUGGUGCUGAGCCAGCGGCCCCUGAGCACGGGUUCCUCGAUAAGGGCCCCGUCUCCCGGAACUGUUAUGAGUUGCUCUGCCUACCAAACGAGCCAUCGCUCUCUCCUGAUCAGGUUCGCAAAGCAGCGCACCGUCUCGUCCAGGUGCUCGCAGUCGAAAAGCAGCCCUUACGCCUGCAAGGACCGGCAGCCUUUCACCUCGGCCUAGCCCAGGCCGCCUUUGAGACUCUGGUUGAGCCCUCCCGGAGGCUGGGUUAUGACCUCUCAGACCUUGGUGAGACCGACUUGGACUGCGAUGGGGAUAUCCCUGAUGACGACGAUACCGCCCUUGAUCCGGAAGGCAGCAGUACCACGUAUGAAAGCAGCAUCCACGAGCAAUAUCUGCUCCUAACGCAACGAGAGGCCCGGGCAAGUACCGAUAUCGGGUUGCGGGUAGAUGCUUCGUCUUUGCUCGCUUCACAACGAGGCGCUCGGCGGCAUCGCUCAGGUUUGGAAGUUGUCGACUUCUCCAUCCGGCAAUCAGCCACCGCCAGCGUGCCUGCUCUAAGAAAGCCGAUAGAGAGUACGGCGCUAUUUCUUCGGGGCUGGUUCGGUAAAGGAGGCCAACCCCUUCGGAUUACAGACCCAACUGUCACCGCCACCAUGGGGACGCACGGUUUACUGGACGAGCCAUUCAAACUCGCACCGCUCUUUCUCGACCGCUAUCAGCCUCCGGGACCUGCAAUCCAUGGACCUAGACGCACGGAGCAGCUGCUUUCUUCACGAUUCCUCCCGGUUGCGAACCUUAACUUACGCCAGGAGAUCUUUUGGGAGCCCCAACGGACACAAAGCGAGUCUCCAAGGGUUUUCCCCAGAUCUCUCCCGGGCCUUGUGAUCGAGCACGAAUUGGAGCUUCUACCCCGGCUGUCCACAUCGCUCCGGUUGGGCUACUCAACCAACCCUCCCGGACUUCGCGAGCCUGUCAACGUCGAGAUAUUCGCUCGGAAACCGAUAAAACCAAGGACCAAUGUAUCACCUGAUUUAGGGUUUGCUAUUCAUAGCAAUGUUGGGCCCGGGACUGCUUUCGUCCUUGCCGACGGAGGCGACUGGGACCUGCGGUCCUCAAAGGAAUGCAGAGAGCUCUCCAAGUUUUCCAAAGUGUCAGGAGCCUUCGCGCACGUUAUGGACAUGUUCCGGAACCCUCCAACUGUUGAAGCCGGGUAUGCGUUUGGGAGACACGACCUGGGCAUACAGUCCCAACAGGCGUUGACCAAGCCGGCGGACCGGGGGCUCGCAGCGAUAGACUGCGACAUGGACAAGAAUAAGGCCAGCUCAUGGACUCUAUCGACUGGUUGGACACCAGGUAAUGUAGCAGCCUACCUUCGGUACGGCAGAGAUCUGUUCUCCUUCACCUCAAUGACAGCAACCCGGCGAAAAGCAGGUCUCCGAGCCGAGGUCGAGCUCGCGGGGACCGCGCAACGGGAUUUCUUUCUCGCCUUUCGCGCUCUGCGGCGCGUAGGGCGUUUCUCCAAAGCCGGGCUAGAAGUGGGCAUCUCGCCGAGCAAUCUGCACCUCUCAUUCUACUGGUCGCGUCUCGGACAGCGGAUCAGCCUGCCCUUAUUGUUCUCCACCAAGCCCAGGCUGGGCAGCUCCAAGCUGCUCUUCUGGACCACGGUGUUCCCCUUUGCCGCGCUUGCUGCGUGGGAACUCUACCGCCAGCGCCGUCUGGUGGCGAAAGUUGUGGCGGCCAAAAGCAAUAACACGGCGAUGCACAGGGAUAGGAAGAUCCAGGACUACGUCGCGCGCCGCCGCGCUGAGGCCGACGAGCUGACCGCCAUCCUUGCCACGGGCGUCGAGCCGCGCCAGAACGUUGAGCGCAACCGAGGCGGGCUCGUUAUUGUCAGCGCCAAAUACGGCGUGCGAGAUGCGCCGCCUGAGGAGAGCCGCCUGCUCGGCUUCUGGGAUCCGGCGCCUAUGAGUACCAAGGUGUUAAGAGUGAGGUAUUUGUGGCAGGGCAAGGAGCUGGCGGUUGAGGUUUGUGGGAGGGAGGAGUUAAGGCUCCCUUGA